Besnoitia besnoiti is the source of this 531-nucleotide messenger RNA. RefSeq lists its product as uncharacterized. NCBI's taxonomy places the organism in Eukaryota, Apicomplexa, Conoidasida, Eucoccidiorida, Sarcocystidae. The transcript is spliced from 3 exons. The coding region runs from base 1 to 531 and encodes 176 amino acids. The record is from RefSeq and is a predicted model, not a curated record.
AUGAAGGUCGAAGACGGCUUGUUGACGCCUAGUUCCCUCCUGCGCCUCGCUGUUGAGGCAACAUGCAUGCUUCUCCUGUUUGCCACCGCCAUAGGCAAUUUAUCGGGGUACUCGUGGUUUCACAACUCGCUGCCCCAUCAAGAAUUGCCAACUGGACAGAAACCCUCAGCACCGCCCAGCGGGCUUUCCGAGUCGAGUAGUGCCGGUGUUAUUCUUGACUCCGCAAAGUUGCAGGAAGAGAUGACAAAAGCGGGCCUUCUCAUCUCGGCGUGCUACGAAGAAAGGAGGACCAGCCAGAGGGAAUUCGUCGUGUGCAUGGGGCGGAUGCCGUGCGACGGUAUAAACCACGGCGCCGUGGCACUGAAAGGAGCAAAGCACGUGCUCGCCACAGCUCAAGGACAAGAAAAAGCCAUCAGUGUGGCGCGCAGUGUCGUAGUCCACCUUUCGCGACAACUUGGCACAUCUGAUCUUCCAGCAAUAUUUGCCGAGGCCAAGGGAAUCGGCCUGGCAUGCGACAGUCUUCAAGUGUGA